Molecule: messenger RNA, 3564 nt
Organism: Dichotomopilus funicola
Lineage: Eukaryota; Fungi; Ascomycota; Sordariomycetes; Sordariales; Chaetomiaceae
Exons: 2
Coding region: 1-3564 (1187 amino acids)
Source: RefSeq, a predicted model, not a curated record
AUGUUCUCGAGCUUCGUGCAAAAGGCCCAGCAACUCCUUGACCCGGUGCAGGGAUUGAACCUCUCCGAAUCCGAUCGAAACCCGUCCAAGGCGUCCCUCUUCCAGAACCAGUUCCGACUUCCGUCAUCCCAGCAUCCGCUCUACGAGAUCACCGCGGAACUCACGAUCCCACCAGCAAACGCGACACAAGGCGACCGAGACCGGGGCCGGGGAUUCCAAUACGCUGGCAAGCUCCAUCUAUCAGAGGCUUUCUUAUCGUUUUCAACCACGCCAUCCAGCUUCCUACAGUCGGCGAGUACCACCACCUCGUCAGUUUUCACCGGCCAAACACACGGCGGAGGACCCAGCGGUAAUGGCUUCACCUUUCCCCUUUCCUCCAUCAGGAGGGUUGAGCGGCUCCACAGCCAAAAUUUCCAGUUUGCUCUCUCGAUUUCGACGUGGAACGGCAUAAGUCAGGACGCAGCCAAAGAAAAAGACAAGAAAGAUUUGAAGGAGCAACGGGUAACACUCCAGUUAGCAGGCAGCCGGCAAGCUUGUGAACGUUUCUGCGAUGGGCUCAAGAAGGGGUUGAGGGCGAACGUCGGGAAUGUGACCAAGUUAAAAAAGGUCACCUCGGAGUGCUAUUCCGAAUACCUUCUCCGGCCCGAAGACAAAAAGAAUGCGUCCCCGCCCGACGCCGGCCUGGGCCUGCUCUUUAGAUACCCUGGCGACCCGAAGAAGCUGCGCGACAGGGCCAAAAUGAGGUUAUGGGCUGAAUAUCUGAGGGAUAACGGACGGAACACGACCUUGAUCCGCCAGCCUACGUUUCACAAGCUCAUCAGAGUGGGCUUGCCAAAUCGUCUCCGUGGAGAGAUGUGGGAGCUGACCUCCGGGUCCAUCUAUCUCAGGCUGGAAAACCCGACAUUGUACGCGGACACCCUGACGAAAUUCUCAGGCCAAGAAUCGCUGGCCAUCGACGAGAUCGAGAAGGAUCUCAACCGCAGCUUGCCGGAAUAUCCGGGCUUCCAGAGCGAAGAAGGCAUCGGCCGCCUCCGCCGAGUGCUGACAGCAUACAGCUGGGUGAAUGCCGAUGUCGGGUACUGCCAGGCCAUGAACAUUGUUGUCGCGGCGCUCUUGAUCUACAUGUCUGAGGCCCAAGCCUUUUUCCUCCUCUCCGCCCUGUGCGACCGGUUAGUCCCGGGCUACUACUCGACGACUAUGUACGGCACACUCCUCGACCAAAAGGUGUUCGAGUCCCUCGUGGAGAAGACGAUGCCGAUUUUGUGGGAACAUCUUGUUAAGAGUGAUGUCCAGUUAUCCGUUGUUUCGCUUCCGUGGUUCUUAUCGUUGUACAUCAACUCGAUGCCCCUGGUGUUCGCAUUCCGUGUUUUGGAUGUCUUUUUCGUCGAAGGCCCCAAGGUCCUCUUCCAAGUGGGCUUGGCUAUUCUCAGGAUCAACGGUGAAGACCUGCUGGACGCGGCAGACGACGGUGCCUUCAUCUCGGUUCUUAAAUCCUACUUUGCUUGCCUAGACGAAUCUGCGCACCCCAAAUCUGAAAACCCCAAGCUGCGGGCGGUCACCAAAUUCCAGGAACUCAUGGUUGUUGCCUUUAAGGAGUUCUCCGGGAUCACGCACAGCAGCAUCACUGAGCUCCGGCUCAAGAACAAGGACGCCGUGCUCAACAACAUCGAGAACUUUGCCAAGCGCACAGCCAUCCGGAACCUGGGCCCGGAUAGCAAACUACUCAAUAACGAUGAGCUGGGCGCGCUGUACGAUCGGUUCUACACCGUCCUGUACGAGAGGCAGCAACGAGACCAUAUCAUAAAGCAAGAGCUGGCGAGACGGGCUAAAAGCAGCCGGUCGCGCAUCGCUGAAGCGGCCCGCGACAGUGAACAUGGCGUAGAGAAAGGCCGAGUGGGCCUCGGGCCCAGCACAAGCCUCAUGGAUUACGAUGCGUUCCGCGAAUUCUUGGCCGGCAUGUCCAAGUGGGCCAUCUCCGAUGCGCCGUCGACGCCUCAACGAGAUGGGUUUUCGGACAAAGACAAGGGCCUGUACGGCAGCUUCAGGCGGUCUGAUGCUCCCCUAUCUCCGUGGGGGGCGGGUCCGGAACCGGCAGAACACGAGUUUCUCCAGAGAUUGUUCCAGAAAUGGGAUACCGACUCCUCGUCCGCUCUCACCCUGCAAAAGGUUGUGUCUGGCUUGGCCCGGAUCAAGGGCAAGCGCGACAUCAUGGGCUCUAUCAACUACUUCUUCGAGCUUCAUGACGAUGACGGAGAUGGCAAGGUUGACCGCGAAGGCAUCCUGCGCAUGUCGGAAGCCCUGUUGUUCUUGUCUCGCCGUGGGCUGGAAGGGACACUUAGUCCAUCAAAUUCCUCUCUAGCGCUGGGCGCCGACGCCGCGAACGGUAGCCAGGGCGAUGUGCCCGGCCAGCCCGUAAGCGAGCGGUUCCUUGGAAGCGUCAGUGCAUUCAUCAGGAGAUGCUUCGAAUACGCCGACCCAGACCAUCCCAAGAACCAAGAUAGCGCAGUGCAAGAAGUGCAGAAAAAGCUCGAGUCCACGCAGCUCGGGAGCUCGGCCGCCGACGAACUCGCUAACCCUGAUGCGUUUGCUAUCGGCGAUGACGACGAUGAGGAUGAAGACGACAGCGACGAGGAUGAUGAGGAUGACGAGGGCGACCUUCUCGCCAUGGAUUCACCCACAGGUAGCCCCAAGGCAGCAGCCAAGAAGCCCUCAACAUCCCCACCGGCUCUCCAGCUCAACUCAACGACGCUAGCACCCACCGAAGACACAGACAGCCGCCGGCGCGUCUCCAAAGCACAAUCCGAAAAAGCCAACGUCGCCCUCGACCCGUCUAACCCGCUGCACAUCACCCUCCCCACGUUCCGCAUGGUAGUCCUCGCCGACGAACUCCUCGAGCAGUUCUUCGAAACCUCGUUCCCGGCCUCCUUCCACAUCAUCGACGGCCUUGCCACCACCGCCACGCCAACCAGCGCAUCCUCCCUCACCACCUUUUCUAGCAUCGGCCUCGGCGCCGGCCGCGCUGUCGGUGCUGCCCUGGGCGGCCAGGCCGGCAGCGGUGUCAGUGGCGGUGUCCCCGGCCUAGCUGGUGGUGCCGGCCGCGGUCUGCGCGGUGUGUUGGACAAUAUCGUCACAGAUGGCAUGCGCGUUGCGGCCGAAGUGCGCCGGCGUAUGGAGGAGGCACAGAAGGAGCUAGAGAAGAAUGCCCUGCCCGGCCAGCAGCCGCCUAGACCGGGGGCCGGGGAUGAUGAAGAGGAUGAUGAGGACGAGGACCCCGCGUUUGAUCGCGGGUCGACGAAGAGCGGGAAAUCGGGCGCUGGUGUUGGGGUUGUCGGUCUCGGUGGAGCGUACCGUGGGGAUCCGGAGCGUCGGAGUGUGUUGAGUUCUGAUCGGGAUUUAUUGACCGGGGCGGAUGCCGAAGCAAGCGAUGGGGCUUUGGUGGGUGAGUUAGGUGGGUUAGAUGGAAGCGGAGAGUCCUCCUCAGCGACGGCACAGGGGGGAGGAAGUGGGGGAGCAGGAGCGGGAGGCAACACAGGGAAGGUCGUUGGUGUUGAGUUUGAUGGUUAG